Molecule: messenger RNA, 3771 nt
Organism: Morone saxatilis (striped sea-bass)
Lineage: Eukaryota; Metazoa; Chordata; Actinopteri; Moronidae
Gene: ube2h
Product: ubiquitin-conjugating enzyme E2H (UBC8 homolog, yeast)
Exons: 7
Coding region: 221-772 (183 amino acids)
Biological process (GO): ubiquitin-dependent protein catabolic process; protein polyubiquitination
Cellular component (GO): nucleus
Molecular function (GO): ubiquitin conjugating enzyme activity
Source: RefSeq, a predicted model, not a curated record
ACCAUGGUCAGUACGCUGAGAGGCAGUGAACAGCAGAGGUCUAACGAUAGCUCAGCUACUCAUUAGGACAGAGAGACACUGGAGUGAGAAGACGUUUUGCGGUGGACAUUUCUGAAAGCAAAUGUUAACUUUCGGAUAGUACGGUUUGCUAGACUGUCUAGCGUUUCGCGGGGCUAGCUUUCAGUUUACUUGCUGGUGCUCUGCGGUGGAAAUAGCAAAAAUGUCGUCUCCAAGUCCGGGUAAAAGGCGAAUGGAUACCGAUGUGGUGAAACUCAUUGAGAGCAAGCAUGAAGUCACCAUCCUCAGCGGACUCAAUGAAUUUGUAGUGAAGUUUUUCGGACCACAAGGAACGCCGUACGAGGGAGGUGUGUGGAAGGUGCGAGUAGAUCUUCCUGACAAAUACCCUUUCAAAUCGCCAUCAAUAGGAUUCAUGAACAAGAUUUUUCAUCCCAACAUUGACGAAGCGUCAGGGACAGUGUGCUUAGAUGUCAUCAACCAGACAUGGACAGCCCUUUAUGAUCUGACCAACAUCUUUGAGUCGUUCCUGCCCCAGCUGCUGGCUUACCCAAACCCCAUCGACCCCCUGAAUGGAGAUGCAGCUGCCAUGUACCUUCAUCGGCCAGAGGAGUACAAGCAGAAAAUCAAAGAGUACAUCCAGAAAUAUGCAACAGAGGAGGCUCUGAAGGAGCAGGAAGAGGGGGCAGGCGACUCUUCAUCUGAAAGCUCCAUGUCUGAUUUCUCAGAAGACGAGGCCCAGGACAUGGAGUUGUAGUGAUAGGAGGGCUCCCCCAUCCCGCCCCCUCCUUUAACCCCCACAGAGACUAUAUUUGAUUUCCUAACCAUGAGAAAGCAGACUUAUAAUAUUCAUAUUUAAACAAGUUGAUUUUUUUAUUAUUAUUAUUACUACUAAACAAGGAUUUUUAUGGAUAUCUAGCCUUUGGUGUGUUUGACACCCCUCCCAUUCUGUAGCUGUUUCUCCCUACACAGAUGUCGCGAUUGCUUUCACAGUCUCUCUCCAUCAUCUCCGCAUUUUACGGUGUGUCAUGUAGACGUAGGCAGGAAAUGGCCCCAUGAACAUCUCAUUUCUUUACUCAAAUUUCACUUUUUAUAAUAUAGCUUUCUAGUUUGACCUGAAUCCUGAUUCCCUCUAUUUUUCCACAUGGCUAAUUGAUUCUGACCAACAUUUUGUUAGUCACUCCACUUUAGAGCUGCUUAGGUCUUGCUUGCCUGGGCGCGCGCAGCUUCACGAUAUUAACCUGUAGUCAAGACAGUAUUUUUAAGGCGCACAAUCGCACACGAGGUGUCUUAGCACACUGUACAGAAAAAAAAAAAAAGAGUAGUGCCAAUAGACACUCAUAAAUCAACCCUGAAUGCUUCCUAAGCGUAUCUUUUUCAACAUAUUGUUUGAGACAUGUCAGCAAAAGAGUUUCAAGUUUGGAUGUUACCUAGACAUGUUACUUAACUUUUUGUUACUCUUUGUCAACCUGCUGCAGCUACCUGUCUACGUGUGCCGCUGUGCAGUGCGAAAUAAAUUCUUACUAAGGUCAAGUCUUGGAAAACAUUAAUGAAACACAUGUCUCAAUACAGGGGCGAGUGACAAUGUGGUGACAGAGACAAGUUGGGUGCUUUUUAGGUGUUGAUUUGUGCAAUGUACACCAGCUGCAUGAUCUGUAUGGCAAAGGCAAUGAAGACAAAAGCAGCUUUACUCAAAUGCAUUCGUGGAGAUUCUGGUCAGACUCACUUGGUACCAUGGGGAAUAGGGCAGAGCUACCCUUUUAACCAUCUGACCAUGUAUGGAUUUCAUGUUUCAUGCUGAUCGCACUAGUUUUUGGUCAGGAGGCACCUGUAACACUUGAUGCCACUGUCUCACAAUCACCUGUACCUCUGCAAAUUUAUAUUGAUAUUAAUGGCCAAGAGCAACUUUCCAGGUAUAGAAAGAAUGUAAUUAACACCUAUUCUGGUGAAUUUAGAAAACCAGCACCAAUUUAAUUUCAGUUAAAAGCAACAAAACUGGUCAGAUGGUUAUGAAGUGGAUCUGAGGGGAAAAUGUGAUUUUAUUGAGGAUUCAGGUUUGUGUAGUAUCGGUCCUCAUCACAUUCCACUGUUAACUGGAGUUCGCUCCAAUGCAUGCCCUUCAUAUUGGUCUAACCUGUGGUAUGUUAUCCCGACUGCAUCAACUGGACUCCCACACUUUGUCUGCCUACCAGGAUGUUUCUGUUUGGAUCACUAGUUUUAAAGAAGAUUACAGAAUAAGAGCUCAAUUUACGAACCUUUAGGCUUGUAGCAAUUUUUCGUUUGAUGGGAAUUAAUUUCACAUUAAUUUCAUAUGUACAGAUUUGACCUCUUACCCAAACUGGCGUGAUUCAAUGUGGCGAGUUGAGAUGUAAAUCCGUGAUGGUUGGAGAGUGCAAUCACAGCUUUGAUUUUUGCCUGUUUUGUUUUUUUUCUCCUUUUAUUUCUUGUACAUUUUUCUUGCCCGAUGGGGGGGUCAACGCGUGUGGAUUCUUUUUUUUUUAUGUACAGCAUCUACCUUGUACAGUGAUAAGACACCUCUUUGUAGCCUCAUGAAAACUCAGUGUUGAACCCAAAACACUGACAGAGUGUUGCUUGUCGAGGCUAACGUGGCAGUCAAACUACCUAGAAAACCUUGAAAUGUAUUCACUUCAUAGAUCGCAGUAGGAAUCACUGGUUGCUAUGUGGCAGAUUGUGGAUCCUGAAUGGGAGAUUCAAGGCUGAAUCCUACUCAGGAGGUCACCUUAAAACUUCUGAUCUCGACUCUUCUGUGCCUCAUCACAAAAGGAAGGUGAACUUUGAAGAAAAUCCCCAAAAACCAUGUUUCCAAAAAGCCAUGAAAGUCAAACGUGACUAGAAAAGCACAUUGUUUUUACUCAUCCUACUUUUAUUCCCCUCUUCCUGAAAUUUGAUCUUGUGCAAUUAGUGAUAUGACAUCUAAAUUUUCACUCUGUGUUACAGAUAAGGGGAGCGACCCAGGGCUGAGUGGCGUUGGGUUUAUUUGAGCUAAUGUAGGAUUGUUAGACUUUUAUGGCUCAGGUUUGAAAUACAGUUUGGUUGUAUCUUGCAUUGUGAGUAACAUUUUCACUCUGGACAUAUUGAAAGGAUGGAAAUCAUGCUAAUAUUUGUUGAGCUGUGUUUUUGACAUGUCAGGAUAGUUAGUUUUGCUGGGUGUUGACUUCAACUAAACAACAUUACUAUAUGGCUGUAUUACAGAUAGUUAGAUAGUUUCGUAUACUUACCUGAUAAAGCAUUCAUUGCUCACCUGAUUUUUAGUUAGUGUCUGUUGUGUGGUUAUAUGUAAGAUACUCCAUAGACAUGCCUGCUUGUCCUCUUCUUGCAGAUUCAGAGUUGUACAGAUGAGUGCGAGUGAUUUCAAACUAUGGUGACGUUUGACCUGUAGUGAGCCUGAUAGAUCUAACUGUACAGGAAUCAAAAAGUGUGAUCCAGCCCUUUUCAAGACAUUGGACGUUCUCUAAAAAAAAAAGAUGAUUUAAAACCCAAUUCAAGCCCAAAAUGAUCUCCAUGUUUGAAUGCAGAUUUAGAACACACAACACUCCCUUAAUUUGUUUUUAAUUUCCAAUAUUUAUCUGAUGUUUGAUUGUUUAAAGCUAUGGGAUAAUAAUUUCUCUCAUCCAGCCCCGGGGGAAGUUUUGAAUGUUAGCUCGGGGGUUAGCUUCCAGCAGGACUCAGCCAUUUUAACUGUUGCAGAGCUAACGUUUUGUGAUAUUCAACAUGUUGAAGGCAGUAUAAAGCUAU